GUGCGAAUGGUUCUGCUAUAAUCCGACUCUGAUCAGACCUGUGUGUUACUUUACCGGUAAUCCGUCACCAUCCGCGCCUUAAACAUGGACCUCAAGUCCAGGGGUUCGAUCUGGGGCCGACCGGGCACUUUGUAGCUCCUGCUGGAAACUCUAUUUAUUCCUUUUUUACAGCUUAUCGCCACUUUUUUGGCCUCUGCACGCUAGUGGGGAUAAAAAGCUGAAGUGACAGCAGGCUGAGAGCGACCUUUCUCACCCAAUAAAGCCGAACUGAGCCGGUCGGAACCGAACCUCUGUGCUGGCGUGGAUGAAACGUGUAGAAAUCGAUUUAAAGCUGCUUUAAACUUUUGCUGUUCGCCUGUGACACCGAUUGAAGAGCACACUACACAGGAACCCUGCUGCAAGAGAAGAACACGCUCACAGUUUGGCAGGCAGGUUCGAGAGCCCCUCAUGCAGAACCACAGGAAAUGAAUAAACCGCCACAGCCUAUCACAGGACCGCCGUCCGUCCCGCACCCCGCCCCCUCACCAGGACUAACGCAGCCUGCUUACCCCCCUGGUCAGCCCACUUCUGUCGUCUUCGCACCUCCACAAAUGAACUCCGCACCUCAACCCAGACAGCCAUAUUACGCCAACCGGGGCGGUCUGUCUAGCAACGCCCCGCGGGUGGCGGCCAGUAACGCGCCGCGCCCCGUCCCACCCCCUCACGUCUACCCGCCCUCGUCACAGAUGAUGAUGAUUCCUCAGCAGCAGCUUCAGUUCUCGCCGAACUCUCAGGGCCACACCUACUUCAUCUCCGGACAGUACCGCGCUCCGUACGUACACCAGGCUCAGCAGUUCCAAGUGGCGAACGCGGCGGGCUUCUACUCUGGGGCCAGCACGGAUUACAGCUCUUCGUACACUGGAGCGUACUAUCCCGCUCCGACUCAGUACCAGGCUCCGGUGCCCGCUGCGCCGGUCAUGAUGAACCCUGCGCAGCAGCUACAGGCUCCUCCUCCUCAGCAGCCAGCGCCGUCUUCUCAGCACAAACGAGAACGCAAGCAGAUUACAAUACGAGACCCUAAUCAGGGCGGGCGUGACAUAACGGAGGAGAUCAUGUCCGGAGGAAGGACUACAUCCACACCCACACCACCUCAUUCUGUAGGUGCAGAGGUCGGUGGUCCUGUCCAGACAAACGGAGAAAUCAUAACGCCCGCUGCCGCCGUGGUCCGGCUCGAUGAGCGAGUGAAGCCUUCCGCCUCUACAGUAGCUGCUUCGACUCCGCCUCCACAGUCUGACUCCGCCCCUCUCGCCGAGCCUGAACCCGAGCCUGAACCCGAGCCUGAACCCGAGCCUGAACCCGAGCCUGAACCCGAGCCUGAACCCGAUCCCCAGCCCGCCCCUGCCGUACCCGUCCCUCCUGCCCAAAGCCCAGAUGCCGUUCUGACCGCUGCUCCAUCCCCUCCUCCUGCGCAGCCUCCGGUGAGCGACGGCGCGGGUGCGCCUGUACCCGAAGAGGCCGCGCCCCAGCAGGAGGCGGAGCCUACAGCAGCGCCCGCCGCCCCGCCCUGCGCCGCGGAGAAGGUGGAACCAGAGCCUGUCCAGGAAAACCCCAAAGAGCCAUCGGUGGAGCCGUCGCUUUCCGACCCCACCCCCAACGCAGUGCCUGAUACGGAGGUCCCCUCUGACGUAAGCGACGGAGAGGCCGAAUCGGACGAGGACGCCGCGCCCACGCUGGCGCCACCCACGCCCCCCCCAGUCUCCCAGCCCGAGGAGGUCAAAGUGCCCAACGGCCUGCCUCAGGAGCCCGAAGCCCCGCUCGCCGAGGAGCCCACGGAUCCCGAGCCCGUCGCUGAGCCCGCGGCUCCUCCGGCGCAGGAGGAGGAGGAGGCGGACGCUCCGACCGCUUCUACAGAGGAGCAGGAGGAGGUGAAGGUGGAGGAAGAACCCUCUUCUGCUGAGGAGACCACUAUGCAAGCUGUCGUGUCUGUGCCAAAGAAGAAGAAGCUGAAGAAAAGCGAUCUGAACAAUAAAGUGGUGGGCGACGUCCUCGACGCCUACAAAGAGCCGGAGGAGAAGGACCCCGCCCCUGAACCCGCUCCCGUUCAGGUCCAGCCUGCGGAUCCUCUUCCUGCAGCCGUUCCUCCUCCCGAGGAGACGGACGAGACCUGGGAGGAGAAGGAGGACAAGCUGGACAUGGAGAACAUCGAGCCCGACGCUCCGAAAUCUCCGAAGUACCAGUAUAAAGAGGAGGCGUGGAAGCCCAUCAACCCCGAAGAGAAGAAGAGUUACGACCGCGAGUUCCUGCUGGGCUUCCAGUUCAUCAGUGCUAGCAUGCACAAACCUGAGGGGCUGCCGCACAUCAGCGACGUGGUCCUCGAAAAGGCUAAUAAAGUCCCGCUCAGGCCGCUGGAUCCCAGUCGCUUGAUGAACUGCGGCCCCGACUUCACUCCGUCCUUCGCUAAUCUGGGCCGCCAGCCGCCGGGAGGAGGGCGAGGACCGCCUCCAGGGCCGCGGCGGUCGCAGCAGGGUCAGCGCAAGGAGCCUCGCAAGAUCAUCGCCAGCGUGUCCCUGAACGACGACAUCCAGCUGAACAAGGCGGAGAAGGCCUGGAAGCCGGCGCAGAAGAAGGGCCGCGCCGAGGAGGAGGAGCACGACGACUCCGAGCUCGCCAAGACCCAGGAGCUCUUCAAGCGGGUGCGCAGCAUCCUGAACAAACUCACCCCGCAGAUGUUCCAGCAGCUGAUGAAGCAGGUCACCGAGCUGACCAUCGACACCGAGGAGAGGCUGAAGGGCGUCAUCGACCUCAUCUUCGAGAAAGCCAUUUCCGAGCCCAACUUCUCCGUCGCCUACGCCAACAUGUGCCGCUGCCUUAUGGGGCUGAAAGUUUCCACCGGGGACAAGCCGGGAGCCACUGUGAAUUUCCGCAAACUGCUGCUGAACCGCUGCCAGAAAGAGUUCGAGAAGGACAAGGACGACGACGUGAUCUUCGAGCAGAAGCAGAAGGAGCUGGAUGCCGCCACAGAGGAUGAAGUUAAACAGCGCUUGAAGGAGGAGCUGGAGGAAAGCAAGGACCAAGCCCGGCGCCGUUCCCUGGGGAACAUCAAGUUCAUCGGCGAGCUCUUCAAGCUGAAGAUGCUGACGGAGCCCAUCAUGCACGACUGCAUCGUCAAGCUGCUGAAGAACCACGACAAGGAGAGUCUGGAGUGUCUGUGCAGGCUCCUGUCCACCAUCGGCAAGGACCUCGACUUCGAAAGGGCCAAGCCCCGUAUGGACCAGUACUUCCACCAGAUGGAGAAAAUCAUCAAGGAGAGGAAAACCUCGUCUAGGAUCCGCUUCAUGGUGCAGGACGUGCUGGACCUCAGAAAGAAUAACUGGGUCCCCAGGCGUGGCGAUCUGGGUCCCAAGACCAUCGAUCAGAUCCAUAAGGAGGCAGAGAUGGAGGAGCAGAGGGAGCACAUCAAAGUCCAGCAGCAGCUGCUGACCAAGAAGGACUCGAGUCGAGGAGGAGGAGGAGGAGGAGGAAGAGGAGGUGGUGGUGGUGGAGGCGGAGGAGGAGGAGGAGGAGGCAGAAUGAAUCAGCCUCAGGACGAGGGCUGGAACACGGUACCCAUCAGCACCAAGAACCGACCCAUCGACACGUCCCGCCUCAGCAAGAUCACCAAGCAGGGUGCUCUGGACUUCAACAACCAGCUUCUUGCCCCUGGUGGAAAGGGCUCAUGGGGCAGCUGGGGCAAAGGGAGCAGCGGAGGAAGUGGAGCUAAAGCCAGCACUGACCAGGAUGCUGGACGACCGGCCACCAGCACUCUGAACCGCUUCUCGGCUCUUCAGCAGUCAGCAGGAGCUUCAGCCACGUCAUCCACGGAUUCAGAUCGGCGAGUCCCUCAGAGGAGCAGUUCGAGUCGGGACCGCGGCGAUCGGGAGCGCUUCGAUCGCUUGGACAGGCGGGACAGUCGCGAGGACCGAGACAGAGGUCUGGACAGGACGCACGCGGCCAUCACCAAACGCAGCUUCAGCAGGGAGAGCGAGGACCGGUCACGGGGCGGAGACGUGAGGCGAGUCGCCAGCAUGACCAGCGAGAGGGACCGAGGCAGCCGGGACCGAGGCAGCCGGGACAGAAGCAGCCGGGACAGAAGCAGCCGGGACAGAAGCAGCCGAGACCGCAGCAGCCGGGACCGGAGCAGCCGCGACAGGGCCGCCAGCAGAGAAACCACAGUGAAACGGGAAGCGGCUCCCGCGCAGCCUGCGCCGUCCAAACCCGCUCUGAGUGAGGAGGAGCUGGAGAAGAAAUCCACCUCCAUCAUCGAGGAGUACCUGCACAUCAACGACCUCAAGGAGGCGGUACAGUGUGUGAAGGAGCUGAACAGUGCGUCCCUGCUCUACGUGUUCGUACGCGUGGCCGUGGAGUCGACGCUGGAGCGCAGCACCAUCGCCCGAGAGCACCUGGGCCUCCUGCUGCACAAGCUCAUCAGUGCUGGGAUCUUACCUGCUGAGCAGUACCACAAAGGGCUCCAGGAGAUUUUGGAGAUCGCUGACGACAUGGCCAUCGACAUCCCUCACAUAUGGCCGUAUCUGGCGGAAAUCAUCACGCCCGUCCUGCACGACGGAGGGAUUCCCAUGGAGCAACUCUUCAGGGAAGUGGCCAAACCGCUGCUGCCCAUCGGAAAAGCUGCACUCCUGCUGGUUCAGAUCCUCAACCUGCUCUGCAAGGGACUGAGCCACAAGAAGGUCGGAGCUCUGUGGAAAGAUGCCGGACUGAGCUGGAAGGAUUUCCUCUCUGAAGACGAGGACGUGAAUACGUUCGUUACGGAGCAGAAAAUGGAGUUCACGCUGAGCGAGGAGUCGGAGAAGCCCAGUAAGAAGGAGCUGAGCGCGGAGGAGCUCAGGAGCAGCCUGGAGCACCUGAUUCAGGACAAGGCCCCCAACCAGAGGAUCUACGACUGGGUGGAGGCCAACCUUGAUGACCAGCAGGUGGCGUCGAGCCAGUUUGCGCGGGCGCUGAUGACCGCCGUGUGCCAGGCCGCCGUCAUCUGUGAGAACCCGUACAAGGUGGACGUGGAGCUGAUUACCCAGAGGGCAAAGCUGCUUCAGAAGUACCUGUGCGACGAGCAGAAGGAGCUGCAGGCUCUCUACGCCCUGCAGGCUCUCAUGGUCCAGCUGGAGCAGCCGGCCAAUCUGCUGCGCAUGUUCUUCGACACGCUGUACGACGAGGACGUGAUCAAAGAGGAGGCCUUCUACAAGUGGGAGUCCAGCAAGGACCCCGCCGAGCAGGUGGGCAAGGGCGUGGCCCUCAAGUCCGUCACCGCCUUCUUCACCUGGCUCCGAGAGGCCGAGGAGGAGGAGUCGGACAACAGCUGAGCGCCCAACUGACUCUGAACCGAUUCGCUGAACCGAUUCACCGAAUGAACUGAUUCACUUGAGAUGAACUCUAACUACAAUCAAUUCUUUACCCCAAAACACCCCCCCCCCCUCCCACACCCACCUCAUCCUGCCCCCCUCCCUUAAAAAAGUAAAUAUAUAUAAAUCUAUAUCUUGUGAUGAAAAGCAGACGUGAGUAAUAAAGGUUUUUGGGGGGAGGCUGUACCCUGAUGAACCGUGUUUCAGAUGCGUGGAGAUGGAAGUGUGGCGGGUACAGUGCCCACCUGUGCUGCUUUUAAUUUACGCUGGUGCCAGGCGCCGUGCCAGCGUACUUGGAAAAUAAGUGGUGCAAUUUUGACGCAAAGUUUGACUGACUGAUCAUGCCCCUCAUAGCUCUUACCUAGGCAGAUUGUUUGUAUUUUGUUUGAGUGAAUGCCACGCCCGGUGUUUUAACACACCCCUGGUGGCACCGGUGAGUAUUGAAUGUUUUUGCUGACCCCUCCCUCCCUUCCAACAACCCCUCCCCCACCCGCCCGUCAGGAGUGCCGGGCGUGAUCCCGGGGACGAAUUUCAAACGUGGACCUUUUCGGCGCUUCCUACUAAGCCAUCCUCGUUCUCAUGUUACCGCCGCCUGCGUGGUUUGUUUUUUUUAACCCCUCGGUCUUCGAAGCGCUAAAGCUUUCGGGGGUUCCUGGUGACGCCUGCGCAGGAUUUUUUUAAUUAUAUAAAUCAUGAAACUUGAAGACGAGAGAGAAACUCUGAGACAGGAACGAUCCUGGAAGCCUUUAGUGCUCCUGCAGCGGGGGGGAGAUGUUUCAGGAGAGUUCUGUACAUAAUUCCUUUAACUUUUACUUUACAAACCUGAAAUAAAGGAAUAAAAAACAGGAAUGAAAUUUAUCCCCCCCACCCUAAAAAAUAAAUCCUACAGAACCGCCGUUCAUCUGUACCUGUAUUUAAGAUUGUUUUUCUUCCAGACGGUGAGAGGUGCUUAAUAAUCCGUUGAUUUACACUUUUAUUGAGAAGAAAAAUGUACAUAUGAUGUUUUUUUUUUUUUGCUUUUCUUUAUUAUUUAAGGAUUUAAUUCUUCUUUCACGUCAAACUGGAAACCGCUGCAGAAACACGACGUCCAAAAUAAAAGAUUAUCAACUUGCAAUAAA
Trichomycterus rosablanca is the source of this 6490-nucleotide messenger RNA. RefSeq names its product eukaryotic translation initiation factor 4 gamma, 1a (gene eif4g1a). The transcript is spliced from 31 exons. The record is from RefSeq and is a predicted model, not a curated record. Lineage: Eukaryota; Metazoa; Chordata; Actinopteri; Siluriformes; Trichomycteridae. Gene Ontology annotation, cellular component: eukaryotic translation initiation factor 4F complex. The coding region runs from base 465 to 5333 and encodes 1622 amino acids. Gene Ontology annotation, molecular function: translation initiation factor activity; mRNA binding; protein binding.